This is a messenger RNA of Anopheles stephensi (Asian malaria mosquito), 2090 nucleotides long. RefSeq names its product syntaxin-5 (gene Syx5). The transcript has 3 exons. Gene Ontology annotation, biological process: endoplasmic reticulum to Golgi vesicle-mediated transport; vesicle fusion; intracellular protein transport. Gene Ontology annotation, cellular component: endomembrane system; SNARE complex; Golgi membrane. NCBI's taxonomy places the organism in Eukaryota, Metazoa, Arthropoda, Insecta, Diptera, Culicidae. The record is from RefSeq and is a predicted model, not a curated record. Bases 318 to 1643 code for a protein of 441 amino acids. Gene Ontology annotation, molecular function: SNARE binding; SNAP receptor activity.
UCAAAGACUAAACAAAAGAAAACAAAAAAUUUGUAACUUUUCCUUUCCACGUCAUUUUACAUGAAAUCGUAGAAAAACAAUUGAUUUCAUUGAAUUCCAUCGUUCCAAAAUACCAACCAGUUGUGUGUUUCGAAAGCAAAGACUGCAGUCUCUGCUAUGUGCCUACGAUAGGGAAGAGUUUUGUUUUUGGUUUCGCGCUACGAGCAUACCAUCUCACCCUACCGUGAAGCGACGGCAGCAGCGAUUCAUCUCCAGUGGCCGUGGGGAAAAAUUAAUGGAUGUUUUGAUUGGUGCUGUCGCAGUAGGGCUAUUAUGCGAUGCAAUCAAGGGCAAGACGUCGAUACGGUGCUGACGAUACGGGUGACUCAUUCGCUGUAAUUACAAUCGGUUCGGACGGACCUACCAACAGCCACCAGCGCGUAGAAGACAUCCCCGAAAAACCCAAAUAUCCGCAGCCGAACUCAGCCACCAGCUGGUUACCAUCGAUAUCGCAGCGAAUCUUUGCUUCCGUUGCACCUGCCCCAUCGAACCCGGAACCACGUAACGCUUGGCACGACCGGGUGCCACCCAAGCAGCAAGGUACAGGAGGAUAUUGGACGGGUAACGGAGCCAGCUCAUCAGCGGUUGCGGACGACGACGACGAGGACACAUCGCUCGGAAAGGAUAGUUUGAUACCGGAGUUCACGAUGACCGCAAGGGACCGUUCGGGGGAGUUUGCGAGCGCAAUCCGCUCGCUGCAGGGACGCAACAUACAGCGGGCCGUAAAUCUGAAGGACCCGCGGAAGGCGAAACACAUGCAAAGCUAUUCCGAAUUUAUGAUGAUUGCCAAACACAUUGGCAAAAACAUUGCCAGCACGUAUACCAAGCUGGAAAAGUUAACGCUGUUGGCAAAGAAAAAGACGCUGUUCGACGACCGACCGGCAGAGAUUCAGGAGCUGACGUACAUUAUCAAGGGUGAUCUAAACUCGCUCAAUCAGCAAAUUGCCCGGCUGCAGGAAGUCUCGAAAUCGCAACGAAGGUCCACAAACGGCAAACAUUUGCUCUCACAUUCCUCCAACAUGGUUGUCGCGUUGCAAGCCAAGCUGGCCAACAUGAGUUCCGACUUUAAGCAGGUGCUUGAGGUACGGACGGAAAACUUGAAGCAGCAGAAAACUCGACGCGAUCAGUUCAGUCAAGGUCCAAUGGCGGGUGGAUUGCCUCCCUCGACGAUGCGAGGCUCAACGCAAGGAAGCUUGCUGCUGCAGGAACAGCAGGAUCAGGUCUGCAUCGAUAUGGGAGGAUCGUCUGCGGCCGGUGGUUCCAGCUCGGAGCGGGCACCACUAUUACAGCAGCAGCAACAGCUCGUACUGUACGACGAAUCGGACAGCUACGUGCAGGAACGGGCCGAAACGAUGCAAAACAUCGAAAGCACGAUCGUGGAACUGGGUGGCAUCUUUCAGCAGCUAGCGCAUAUGGUUAAGGAGCAGGAGGAGAUGGUGGAACGGAUCGAUAGCAAUCUGCAGGACGUCGAGCUGAACGUGGAGGCGGCACAUGGGGAAAUUCUCAAGUACUUCCAAUCCGUCACCAAGAACCGCUGGCUAAUGAUCAAGAUCUUUGGCGUGCUGAUAUUGUUUUUCAUCUUUUUCGUUAUCUUCCUGGCGUAGGGUUUCUAGCCCAGUUUCCAUAUUAUUUUCCUGCCUUCCUGCUUGUCACGGUUAUUCCCCUUAGUUUCCCGUGAUGUAGAGUUUAUUUUUACUCUCGAUGCAAAUGUAACGGAUGUAAUCCCCCUUUUUUCCCCGCUCAAACUAGAAAAAUCACCCCCGCCGCAUGGAAGGGAAUGAAUUCUUGUUGUUCUCUACCCUAGUUAUACGUUUUACUUUUGCCAAAUUUUAACGAAUAUUGCUUCUGUGUCUGCUUGGGACGGCCGAUGAAGCUAGGAAAGGAAACGACGACGGUGGAAGAAACACGGAUCUGCUUAGGGGAACGGGGUAAGGGUAUGAAGAAUUUUGUAUUAUUAAAUCAAUUGUUUGUAUAUAACACGGAACACAGAACUUGUAAUACGUUGUCCUACGGGAGCAAAAAAUAAAUGCAUAUAAUAAUUUUAAACGAAA